Messenger RNA from Esox lucius (northern pike), 4017 nucleotides. It is a transcript of the gene tle3b, whose product is annotated as TLE family member 3, transcriptional corepressor b. NCBI's taxonomy places the organism in Eukaryota, Metazoa, Chordata, Actinopteri, Esociformes, Esocidae. Gene Ontology annotation, molecular function: protein binding; transcription corepressor activity. Gene Ontology annotation, cellular component: transcription regulator complex; nucleus. Gene Ontology annotation, biological process: negative regulation of canonical Wnt signaling pathway; regulation of DNA-templated transcription. The coding region runs from base 637 to 3039 and encodes 800 amino acids. The transcript is spliced from 22 exons. The record is from RefSeq and is a predicted model, not a curated record.
GUGCACAGUCUGUGUGUGGUACAGAAAGCUGUGGAGGAACAGGGUAAAUCGAAUGCAAGCAAUUGCUACGUUACAAUAUCCAACUUUUCUACGAUUUAACCUCUUUUAACUUACACAUUUGUAUCUGGACCUACUGACUGACUCGUCAACAAUUUUGGUGGGCCAAAAAAGGCUUUUCCCGGAAGUUUUAUGCGGUCAACAACUUGUCCUAAUCGACGUCUCUACGACCUCGGAUCGGAAAAGCAUUGUCGAGGCAGUUGGUGCUGCGCCUCGAGAUCACCGGAGUUUUAAAGGGCUUGUCUGGGACAAGGAUUCCAUGUAACCAGCGACUGCUUUUGGAUCAUUUCUUAAUUCUCACUCAUAAGGACGGUUACGGAGCCGAGGAUUGUGAAAAAUUCGUUAAAGAAGGGGAUUAUUGCUGUCGUAGGGGAGGGAAAUCAAUCGAGACAAAGGACAAGGAGCUUAAAAGCUCCAAUAAAGAUCGAGAGAUCCGACGGUCGAAGUGCGCUCUCAGCCGCGGAGGAUUGGGCUUUGUCCGACCGCUUGUGCACACAGGGAGGGGUGGCGGACUAUCGCAGAUCUACUUGGACUACUGAAAUAUCUACGAUUUUCCUAUAAAGAAAGGAUACGUUCAAGAUGUAUCCACAGGGCCGGCAUCCGGCACCUCACCAGCCAGGUCAGCCUGGAUUUAAGUUUACCGUGGCCGAGUCCUGCGACAGGAUCAAAGACGAGUUUCAAUUCCUGCAAGCCCAGUACCACAGCCUCAAAGUGGAGUACGACAAAUUGGCUAAUGAGAAGACAGAGAUGCAGCGUCACUAUGUCAUGUACUACGAGAUGUCCUAUGGGCUGAACAUUGAGAUGCACAAACAGACGGAGAUUGCCAAACGGCUCAAUGCGAUUCUUGCCCAGAUCAUGCCUUUCCUGUCACAAGAGCACCAACAGCAGGUGGCCCAGGCUGUUGAGCGUGCCAAGCAGGUGACUAUGACUGAGCUGAAUGCUAUCAUCGGGGUACGUGGACUUCCCAAUCUGCCUCUCACCCAACAGCAACAUGCUGUCUACCCAGCCUUCAUGCAGCAGCAGCUCCAGGCUCAGCACUUGUCCCACGCGGCGCACGGUGGGCCCCCUAUCCAGAUGCCCCCGCAUCCCUCGGGCCUGCAGCCCCCCGGCAUCCCUCCCAUUCCGGGCGCAGUGGGCUCUGGCCUGCUGGCACUGAGCGCCCUGGGAAGCCAGGCCCACCUGCCCUCUGUCAAGGAUGAGAAGAACAACCACGACCUGGAGCACAGAGGCCCGUCAUCUUUUCACUCGCCCCUGGCGAUCCCUCUGGUAAAAGAACGAGAGUCAAGCACGAACAACUCUGUGUCCCCGUCCGACAGCCUGCGCGCGGCCAGCGAGAAACACCGCGGCUCGUCGGAAUACAGUAUGGACUCAAAGAAACGCAAGGUGGAAGAGAAGGACAGCAUGAGUAGAUAUGAUAGUGACGGGGAUAAAAGUGACGACCUGGUCGUGGAUGUAUCUAACGAGGACCCAGCUACUCCCAGGGCUAGCCCUGCCCACUCUCCCCCAGAAAACGGUCUGGACAAAUCACGGGCACUAAAAAAGGACGCUCCCAACAGCCCGGCCUCCGUGACCUCUUCUGGCAGCACGCCCUCCUCCAAAGCCAAGGACCACGCCCAUAAUGAUAAGUCGUCCACGCCGGGCCUGAAGUCCAACACCCCCACGCCUCGCAACGACGCCCCUACGCCAGGAACCAGCACCACCCCUGGUCUGCGGCCCAACAUGGGCAAGCCGCCGGGAAUGGAGGCCCUGACAGCCCCAGCUCUGCGUACGCCUUUGUCCAUAGCCAGCUCUUACGCCACUCCCUUCGCCAUGAUGGGCCACCAUGAGAUGAACGGCUCCUUGACCAGCCCCGGGGUGUACCCUGGCCUCCACAUCUCCCCCCAGAUGAGCGCCGCCGCCGCCGCCGCAUACGGACGCUCCCCCAUGGCGGGGUUUGACCCUCACCCCCACAUGAGACCGGGCCUCCCAGCCAGCCUCACGUCUAUCUCCGGAGGAAAACCGGCCUACUCCUUCCACGUGAGCGCCGACGGCCAGAUGCAGCCUGUGCCGUUUCCCCCGGACGCCCUGAUUGGCCCGGGCAUACCGCGCCACGCCCGUCAGAUCAACACGCUGAGCCACGGCGAGGUGGUGUGCGCCGUCACCAUCAGCAACCCGACACGUCACGUCUACACAGGCGGGAAGGGCUGUGUCAAGAUCUGGGACAUCAGCCAGCCGGGCAGCAAGAGUCCCGUGUCCCAGCUGGACUGUCUGAACAGGGACAACUACAUCCGCUCCUGUAAGCUCCUCCCAGACGGACGCACUCUGAUCGUGGGCGGGGAGGCAAGCACGCUGACCAUCUGGGACCUGGCCUCGCAGACACCCCGGAUCAAGGCGGAGCUCACCUCCUCGGCCCCCGCCUGCUACGCCUUGGCCAUCUCCCCCGACGCCAAGGUCUGCUUCUCCUGCUGCAGUGACGGGAACAUCGCCGUCUGGGACCUGCACAACCAGACCCUGGUCAGGCAGUUCCAGGGUCACACGGACGGAGCCAGCUGCAUAGACAUCUCCCAUGACGGGACCAAGCUGUGGACUGGAGGCCUGGACAACACCGUCCGCUCCUGGGACCUGAGGGAGGGGCGACAGCUGCAGCAGCACGACUUCACCUCUCAGAUCUUCUCUCUGGGCUACUGCCCCACAGGCGAGUGGCUGGCGGUGGGCAUGGAGAGCAGCAACGUGGAGGUGCUCCACCACACCAAGCCAGACAAAUACCAGCUCCACCUGCACGAGAGUUGUGUGCUCUCCCUCAAAUUUGCCUACUGUGGUAAAUGGUUUGUGAGCACGGGGAAGGACAACCUCCUGAAUGCCUGGAGGACCCCAUACGGUGCCAGCAUAUUCCAGUCAAAGGAGUCCUCCUCCGUCCUGAGCUGUGACAUCUCUGCGGAUGACAAGUACAUUGUGACAGGCUCUGGCGACAAGAAGGCCACGGUCUACGAAGUGAUCUACUAAGCAACGGCUGAAAUGCCACAGUUUGAGCACUUCUACUGGCCUGACAAAGGGAGUUGCUUGUCCCUACUGCUCCUUUCACCUAUCCUACCCCCUGACCUCACCAGGGAUUGUACUACAGACAGUCGGCUAUGUGUCAGCUGUUACCGCUGCUGGAUUGGUGCUCAGAAGGCACUCUGAACAGUUUACCUGGCUAUGGUUUGGCGGUCAGCUGGCAUAUCUAACCGACACUUUGGUUCAGACUGUAACCCUAUGGGCACUGAAGUUGAAUAUUGUCUCGCUAGUUUUUUAUUUUUUUUGUUUUGUUCAGUUAAAGUUGUUUUUUUGGGUAUUUUUUUUGUAAUCAUUUUUUUUUUGUUGCAAUGGUGCGAUCAGGAGCAGCGCUUCCUCCUUCCAACUGUUGCUCCCUGGACGUCUUGUGAAAAGUGUACAUAAUGGAGUAAUAAAGACAUUUUAUAUAUAUAUUAUAAAAAUAUAUAUAUAUCUAUAUAUUUUCAUGUCCUGGUGUACUUGUGAUGGUUUUUCGUUCGGCCUCUCCCUUCUGCUUGAUAUUCAAGGGAGGAAAAUGUAGACUAGAACUUUUUUUAAGGAUUUAAUUUCUACUUUUUCUUUGUGCGUGCGGAGGGGGUAGCUAAAGUGCUCCAAUCCAGACUGACCUUUUUCGAAGUCAAAUUGUGAACCGGAACAUUUUUUGGAGAUUAAAAUGUCUGUUUUGGGAUUUUGACCUUUUGGAGCUACAGAAAGGUCUGGAAUGUGGAGCCUGCCGGCUCAGGCAGAGCCACGGACGGCCGUGGAAUUCCACAGGACCCCUGCUCAAACCGCCUUUAACGGAGUGGACUAUGGGGGUUCAGCGAGAGGAGAACAAUGUAAAUUAAAACGAUAUUAAAGAAGCUUUCUGUUCACUAACUACUACUCUGUCUGUGCCCUUUUGCCCUGUCUCGUACAUCUUGGAUUGUUGGUGGGGGGGAUUGGUUGGGGGGG